Messenger RNA from Menidia menidia (Atlantic silverside), 1702 nucleotides. NCBI's taxonomy places the organism in Eukaryota, Metazoa, Chordata, Actinopteri, Atheriniformes, Atherinopsidae. The record is from the annotation of a GenBank genome assembly.
GCUUCUGGACUCAGCUGACAGCGCAAAGACGCACGUUUUGGAAACGGUACAUCUCAGCCACACAGUCCACUGAAGCGGGCCACACGGAGGUGCAUGGCCCCAUCCCCUUGUGUCAUGAUGAAUCCUGCGCAGGGGUCACCGUCCCAAGACGCCAAACAGCUUCAUCAGAAAGAGGAGACGGACGCGGAGGGCGAGGAGCUCCAGCCUAAAGACAUGACAACCGAGAAAGGAUACAAACUCCAGAGGAGCAGCCUUCCGUUUAGCGUCGAGUCGCUGAUUUCCAAGACGACCACCUGUCGGACUUCUUACUCCCCCUCUGAUUUAGCCGUGGUCCUGCCCAAGCCCGCGACCGGCCAGGGCGCGCAGUUCUCUCCAAGGACUUUUUACGCCGAGAGGAGGCUUUCUGCGGAGAGCUCUCCGGGAGUUUCCAGAGGCUCCGAAGAGGACAGUCCGCAGUUUUGUGAGAAAGAGCAGAGCACUUGGUUUCAGACGUCCUCCUUCUCUACACCUCCACGUAGUUCAAGCCCAACUCAGUGUACUUUAAGGAAGCACAAAAACAACAGGAAACCUCGCACGCCGUUCACUACCUCCCAGCUGCUGGCGCUGGAGCGCAAAUUCCGCCAGAAGCAGUACCUCUCCAUCGCCGAGAGAGCCGAGUUCUCCAACUCUCUCAACCUGACGGAGACUCAGGUGAAAAUCUGGUUUCAGAACAGGAGAGCCAAAGCCAAAAGACUGCAGGAGGCCGAGCUGGAAAAGUUCAAACUGGCCUCAAAGCCUGUCAUGCCCGCCUUCGCGCUGCCUUUCCCCCUCGGAGCGCACAUGGGCACUCCGACGUGGAGCCCGUCAAACGCCUUCCCGAGGCCCAGCCUGCCGGUCCCAGGACUGUUCAGUGGACCCGUCACUUAUGGGAUGUACUAUUUGUCUUAGUGUUCCCGUGAGCGUCUGUGUUUGUCUGUGUUACGGUUGCAAUACACUUAUGAAUGAGGACGAUGCCCACUUUCCAGAGAAUGUUUUGUAUUUUCCAAUUUAGAUACUUGGGGUUAGUUCAUUAAUAAAUGCCGAGAGAUCUAUUGUCUGCGUAUUUUGGACCCUGCCGUGUGCGUAAAAAUAAUAAAAAAACAGACAUAAGGUUGUUAAGCGACAUGCCUUAUAACAUGGCCUUCCAGCCCAUCCAGUGCACAUGUGAAAGUAAUAGACAUUUAAAUGCUUCUGGACCUGAAGGAAAUAAUUCACCAAGGCGGAGGAAGAAAAUACAACCGAAAAGUACUUAAUCGGUGUCAGUGCCUUUAGACCACACAGUGCGCUAUGAAGUGUCUCUGUUCAUUCAGCUGACUGUUUUCUGGCUGCAAUCACGCGAAAAUGCUGUAUCAAUUUUAUUUCCAUGGAAAUUCCUUUCAGUUUCUGUAUUUUGUGAACAAUAAAAAGGGACAAAGUUAUUUUAGAGGAAGACACCUAUUAGUUUAUUAAGCUCUCACAAUGUGGCCUUUAUGUGAGUGAUAUAUUAAAUCUUUUGGGGGCGAUUUUUGCUGUAAAUGUAAAUAGAAAUUGUAGUGUUCUCAAAGACCUGCCGCCUCGCCUGAAGAGCAGGAAAAGUGGUAUUUAUUUUAUGUUUGUAUCUGUACUGUGUACAUACAACAGUCUAUCUAAAUGUUCACUUACUUGUAAAAAAAAAUGGUUUUAGUAAAUAAACAAUAUAGUACAA